Gadus macrocephalus (Pacific cod) is the source of this 1622-nucleotide messenger RNA. RefSeq names its product cadherin-7-like. The record is from RefSeq and is a predicted model, not a curated record. The coding region runs from base 243 to 1220 and encodes 325 amino acids. Gene Ontology annotation, biological process: homophilic cell-cell adhesion; calcium-dependent cell-cell adhesion; cell-cell junction assembly. Lineage: Eukaryota; Metazoa; Chordata; Actinopteri; Gadiformes; Gadidae. Gene Ontology annotation, cellular component: membrane; catenin complex; adherens junction. The transcript has 5 exons. Gene Ontology annotation, molecular function: calcium ion binding; cadherin binding.
CCAUCGACAGGAACACAGACCUGGAGCGGUUCUUCAACGUGGACGCCCUCAGCGGAGUCAUCAGCACGGCCAAGCCGCUGGACCGUGAGGCCAACUCCGUCCACAACCUCACACUGCUCGCCAUCGAGAGCCAGGAUCCCACCCAGAUAGGUAAAGGCAUUGCCCUGAUCACCGUGCUGGACAUCAACGACAACGCGCCCGUCUUCGCCAUCGACUACGAGACCCUGCUGUGUGAGAACGCCAUGCCUGGACAGCUGAUCCAGACGAUUAGCGCGGUGGAUAAGGACGAGCCGCCCAGUGGACACCGCUUCUACUUCUCCCUGGCCUCGCCUGUGGCGGGGAACUUAAACUUCACCCUCCGCGACAACAAAGACAACACGGCGUCCAUCUUGACGAAGCGCGGCGGGUUCCGGCGGCGGGAGCAGCCGGUGUACCGCCUGCCGGUGCUCAUCGUGGACAGUGGCAGCCCGGCGCUGAGCAGCACCAACACGCUGGCGCUGCGCGUGUGCGACUGCGACGCCGACGGCGUGGCCAUGUCCUGCGGCGCCGUGGCCUACACCGCCACGGGGCUCAGCACCGGAGCGCUGCUCGCCAUCCUGGGGUGCAUCCUCACGCUGCUCAUCAUGGUGCUGCUGAUCGUGACGAUGCGCGGCCGCAGGAAGACGCCCCUGAUCCUGGAGGAGGAGCGGGACAUCAGGGAGAACAUCGUGCGCUACGACGACGAGGGGGGCGGCGAGGAGGACACGGAGGCCUUCGACAUGGUGGCCCUGCGCAACCUCAACGCCAUGCACGCCGACCUGGGCGCCGCCCUGCGCGGCGGCGGCGGCGACCCCAAGGCCCGCCGCGACGUCACCCCGGACACGCCCACCUUCUUCCGCUACCCGCCGCCGCAGCAGCAGGCGUCCUCCGGCGGCUCGUCCCGUCGGCCCGCCGCCUUCAAGUCGCUACCGGACCACGUGGUGUUCCGCGAGUUCAUCUGGGACCGGCUGAAGGUGGCGGACGUGGACCCGUCGGCGCCGCCGUACGACUCGCUGCAGACCUACGCCUUCGAGGGGAGCGGCUCGGUGGCCGAGUCGCUGAGCUCGCUGGAGUCGCUGAGCUCGGACUCGGAGCACAGCUACGACUACCUCAGCAACUGGGGCCCGCGCUUCAAGAAGCUGGCCGACCUGUACGGCAACGGAGACGCCGCCGCCGCCAGCAGCGUCAGCGUCUUCUCAUAGCCCGAAGAAAAGAAAAAAAUGAUGUUUUUAAACUGUUACUGUUUUCUUUGUUUGGUUUUUUCCACGUCGACGCCGACUCAGAGGAACGUCAGCGACGCUGUUUUAUUUAUUAGCUGAGGAGGUGAGCGAGUGCUUCGCGGCCGACGAGGCGACGAUUUUGAUUACAGCUCGACAAACUGUGAACUUGAAAAAAGAGGAAAUGGAAUGGCGUCCAAAGGUUUUGGCGCGUCUUGCCUCCCUCGCACGCCGGCGUUUCAGAAGUGUGACUCGGGGAGAUUCGACACAGACUUCUGAAGAAGAGGACUCCACAGGGGAAGGAACCUUUUUGCUCAAAAGACAUUAAAGGCUUGAGAUUGGGCUGGGCUCCAGCCACUGUUCAGGGGAGCGAUUCAACGGAGAGAG